AUGGGGGACGCAGAGGAGGACGUGGAGAAGGGGGUGGCAGAGGAGACGAUGGGGUCCAGCCUGACGAUGGAGAAGGUGGCCGCGGCGAAGCAGUUCAUCGAGAAUCACUACAGGAAUCAGAAGAAGAACCUGCAGGAGCGCAGGGAGAGGUGAGGAACUAGAGUUGCAAGGCAUCGCCUCGAUGCUCCUUUUCAUGAUCUUUGGAUCUUUCAGGAUUUAUGCUGCUGCACCCGAUCUCGGCUGGCAGAUCUCUUGAGAUGAAAUCCUCCUUCGUUGUUAUAUUGCUCCCGAGUUUGGAAAUACACUCUCCUGAAAGUACAAUAGGAAGGAUAAUCUGGCGAGAAAUUUUCUUAUGCCGAUAUUUCGCUUUUUCUGCUUGCUGUUUGCGCAUGCUUUUCCUCUUUGGCAUCUAACCUUGAAAUGAGUAAACAAUGAUCCAAUAGUUGCGCUUAUGAUGCAAUUGAGGUCAGUUUUUUCUAAAUUAUCUGACUCCCAUUCUUCAACGUGUAAACGGAAGUUCACCAUUUACGCUGUCCUGAACGACCUACUACCUACUACUAUAUCAUCGUUCGAUCAAAUCUGAUUUAUACAUCCCAGUCGUCACUUCGCUGACGCUUUGAUUGCCUACUUUUUCACUCGUCUGGGAAAGUCAUAACAUGCACGAAGCUAAGAUUGGAACGCGUAUUUUUUCUCCGUUGGUAAUAAUAAAACAAAAUUUUCUCUUGAAUUAUCUUUGGGGCAUUAUGUGCCUACAUGCUGAAGGCGUCUGGAAAACCUUUUUGUUUUAUUUUAUCGAGAUUCACUAUGCUAAGAUGAGAUUUUUAUUUUUCUUCAAAAAAUGAGGGCUGCAUGAUCACAGGAGAAUAACAACUGUUGCUCAUCUUCGUAAUUUUUUUUGACCCCUACAUAUUUCGAUCACUGAGUAAUAGGAUGUGAGGACCUUUAUAUCGUGAAUCCUAAUAUUUCAUUAUAUUAUUUUCUGCCAUGUUUCUCUAACAUCUUUCUACCCCUUGAUCUUAUACUUCUGCAUGCGUUCUGUAUGUUGGGAGUGCCAUGAACCGGAAGAAUCCGUUAUACUAAGAGGCUAUUCAAUAUCUUGUGUCAGUGUCUAGAUCGAGCAUGUGCCUAUAGACAGUGCCAGUGAAUUCCGAGGGAAGUACAGACUCAAGCGUGCAUUUCCAGCAAUCUCGCCAACUGGGGGAUGGCUUUUAUUGUCAUGUGUGGGAGUGAAUGGAGUUCAUCUCUCCCAUCAAAAACCUACGGUUCUGGAGUGGUCUUUAUCUGUUCGAGAUUUGUCAUUUCGUUUGCAGUUGGAAGAUCGUUUUCCUCACCCUUCUCAACCAUUUCUUACUUUUCGAAGUAUAAUCGUUCCUGUUAAUUUAUCUUUGUCUAAGAUAUUUUAUUUCACUAUGAGAAUAACUUCAAUGAUCACUGUCAUAUGCUCUUUCCUCACCUUGCAGCUUACCCAAGUUUUUUUUUCAGACGCUGGGUUCUAGAAAGAAAGUUAGCCUCCUCUGACGUGCCUGAAGAGGAACAGAUCAAUCUAAUAAAGGAUUUGGAGCGGAAGGAGACUGAGUUCAUGCGACUUAAAAGACAUAAGAUCUGUGUUGAUGAUUUUGACCUUUUAACCAUUAUAGGCAGAGGUGCUUUUGGAGAGGUGAGUAUUUAUGUUGAAAUCCCAUAUCGAUUAGUCAUUGUGUCAAUAUUUAUCGUAAUUCGGCACGAAAUAAUCUAAAUAUGUAAUAUAGAUUAGGAUCCUUUUCAUGUCUCUGGAAUACGUUAAGCAGGACUAAAGUUAUGUGCCGAAGUCGGAGUUCGCGGGAAUGUUCCAUGGAUUUGGCCACCUUUGAGAUGAUUGUCUGUAAUGUUUCCUCUAUUUUUUAAAUUUGUAAAUGACAGGUUAGGUUAUGUCGGGAGAAAUCCUCUGGGAAUAUAUAUGCAAUGAAAAAGCUCAAGAAGUCUGAAAUGGUUAGCAGGGGUCAGGUGAUGCUCCAUACCUUACAUGUGAUUUAAAUUCUUUGGAACUUUUAAUUGGAUCGUUUUUGAUACGUGUCUUAAAUGUCCAAAUGAGGCUCAAUAAGUGAUUCUCACAUCUUUGUUGAGGAAAGAAUGUCAUAAUGUAUCUGCUGAUUGACAUUUAGUUUUUUACUCGUUCACGGUCCAUUUGUCAACGAAAUUAGUUCCAUUUCUCUCUCUAGGAAGUCUGGAAAAGACAGCAAAUUGGCCAGUACAUUUUAGUCUUUAGGAGUUUAGCAACAAACUGCCACCUUGUUGUGCUUGGAAUCAUGCUCAUAGUGGCAUGGUGUUUAGUUUGGUCAGCCACAAGACCGAAGUGGAAAAUAACGUUUUUUCUGCAACAUGAUCAAGAUCAGAUUGAACAUUAGAAACUGGUUUUCAUUGCAUAUAACGUCUCACAAUAGUGCAGUUAUAGUAAUCGGUUUGGUCAGACUCUUCCAUAACUGACAUGUGAUGCUCCAUUGAACUCCGAAAGUCUGAUAUUGAUGUCGAACACUCGCUUUCAGACUAUGGUAGGGGAAUAAUGAGAACAUUCACUUUCAGCAAAUGGCUGGAGAGCAAUGAGAAUCAUCAUACCUACAGGAAAUAUUGCAGACAAGAUCUAAUGGUAGUUGGUGGUAUGCGUAAAAAAUAAUUAUCCAUGUAAUGCCAUCCUAUCAAAUUUGGCAUAUUCUACUCUAGAGUUCUUGAACUGCUUCACUGAAUUCCCUCGCACAUUCUGGUCCCCUCUGUCAUCUCUCUGCAUUAUUCUGAUUGACCCACUGGAUAGUGACAUGACACAAUGGGCUGGUAUGUCUUAUAUGAGAUGGAGUCUCAUUGUAUGAUCUUAUUGGCUAUUUUAUCACGAUACCAUUUUCAUGAACUUCUUUUUUCUUCCAUUGUGCUCCUGUUGCACCAUAGGUCGAACAUGUCAAAGCGGAAAGGAAUUUGCUUGCUGAAGUUGCCAGCCAUUGUAUUGUGAAGCUCUACUACUCAUUUCAAGACGCUGAGUACUUGUAUCUCAUAAUGGAAUAUCUUCCUGGAGGGGAUAUGAUGACUCUACUCAUGAGAGAGGACACCUUAACUGAAAGUGUGGCUAGAUUUUACAUUGCUGAAUGUAUUCUGGCCAUAGAAUCCAUUCACAAACAUAACUACAUCCACAGGUUUGUAGAAAAAUCUUUAUUUUACUUCUUUAAAUAAGCCAUUAUGACAGUCUUUCAUACAUUUCUAGCAUAAUGGCGUCUAACAUUAGAACGUGACUUACGUUCUUGAAUAAUGAGUUCUUCUCAGGGAUAUUAAGCCUGACAACCUACUCUUGGACAAAAAUGGUCACAUGAAGCUUUCCGACUUCGGAUUUUGCAAACCUCUUGACUGUAGAACGUUGACUACCUUGAAUGAAAAUGAACCAAUGGGUGAUGACAAUCCGAGGGAUUCGAUGGAGAUUGAUGGUGGCUUUUCGGAUGCUAGCGAUGGCCACCGUUGGAAGAACCCUCGUGAAAAACUUCAGCAUUGGCAGAUGAAUAGGAGGAAACUGGUCCGCUCUCUUUUUUUUUCUUUCACUAUCUUUUAAUGUAAAAUUUUAAUAGCCAUCAUUCCUCACAAUUUGCAUUUGUCCACAUUUGAUGCGUGCUCCCUUUACGAUCAUUGUAGCCCAGACUAACAGCUGCAGGUUUGAUUUCCAGGCAUUCUCAACUGUGGGAACACCAGAUUAUAUUGCCCCAGAAGUUUUACUGAAGAAAGGCUAUGGCAUGGAGUGCGACUGGUUUGUCUAUUAUGCUUUAAGCAACCCAUAAAAUUACUGAUUUUUGGAUAUUAUGCUGGGCCACUUUGUUGUGGCCUUAACCCGCACAUUUGAAUCCAGGGCCACUUUUAGUUUGUAGGACAAUCCUGAUUCAGAAUGGCUAGGAGUAGUUUUCUUCUGGUCAAUUGAUCACUGCUCCUAGAAAGUAGUUCCGGAGCUGACUUUGGUGGGGCCGUCUUUUGCUAGGGCCGUUUUUGAAUGCACGUCAUACACCACUAGAAUAUGCCACAAUGCAAAACCGGUAUAAUGUACAGCUCUCUGGAACUUUACCCCCCUUUGAUCACAACACAAUGAUUAAGGAUUGAAACAUUUCUUAGUUUCUUGUCUACGAUCAAUAUGAUCAGUCUCUGUCAAUGCUUGUUCGUGUGAUUUGGGAUGGGAGUCUGCUGUAUGUUUGGAAUAGAGAUCUGGAGCCUUUCUUCUUAUAACCACGAAUUAAUCUCACGCAAUCUGCGUUCUCCAAAGGUUUUCUACAAGCAUGCCAACCUGAAAAGAAAGAAAAUGGGGAUACAUGUGAACCUACAAAUCUUUACUACAAAAAUCUGAUUUGCACAAUACUUGUUCAGAUAAUUACGCUUUCUCGUGAAUAUUACAUCCUCUUUUAGUUUUUCUUCCAUUAUGGGCUGCACCUUUUACUGAAACUUCCAGCAGGGAAAGGAUUAGUGACUAUUCUUGAAAUUCAUGAAAAAUAUCUUAUUCUCUUUUUGAAAUGGGUAUUUCGGUGUCAUUUUUCUACCGUGUAUAUUUCUUGAAAUUGUUAUGCUCUUUAGUUUCAUUCCAUUUUCUAAGUCCGCAUUUUUGCUGAGAAAAUUUAAUGGGAGGUUUAUCUAUCUGUCCUUGUGUAAUAUGUCCUUAUUUUGAGGACUCUUUGCAGGUGGUCAUUAGGUGCAAUCAUGUACGAAAUGCUUGUUGGCUAUCCACCAUUUUACUCAGAUGACCAGAUGACUACAUGUAGAAAGGUUGUCUUGCUGUGUCUCAAGUUAAUAUAUGCGUUGACUUGUAUAUGUAUUCAAUGUGUUUGAAUAUUUUGUUUUGUUUAUCUAAGUAAACAACAUUUUUCACUAGUCCAUACUCCAUUCACCUUUGUUGCACCUAGUUUGGAACGUUGUUGACUAAUGUCAUUGGUAUUAUUAGGGAUUUGUCCUAUCCACAACUCUGUCGGUUUGAUCUUGGAUGAAAGUUUAGUCAUUACUAUAACCUGGAACUAGCACCUUCUGUUUGACGAGUUGUCUUCAGCUACAUCGAAUGGGGUGGCUAAUUAUGUUGACAUAAACAUUAGAGAAAAUGGGAUUUAAGAAUCCACUUGAACAUGAUUGAUGUUGAACAUCUGCGUUUAUACAAUUCUUGCUGGAACAAUGGAGUUUGUUUUUUUUUUUUAAAUUUUUUAAUUAGUACUGAACAAUGCUGUGUCAAAAUCAUUCUCAGAUUGUGCAUUGGAGAAAUCACUUGAGGUUUCCGGAGGAGGCAAGGUUGAGUCCUGAAGCAAAGGAUCUGAUUUGUAGGCUACUUUGUGAUGUCGACCAUAGACUUGGUAUUGGAGGAGCUAACCAGAUAAAGGUAUCUAACGAACGAAAAGCUAUCCAAAGUGACUCAUUCUUGUCAAUAAUAUGUUUUUUUUUUUUUUUUUUUUUUGUUUUUAUCUCAUACGCUGCCAGGCUCAUCCUUGGUUCAAAGACGUUGCAUGGGAUAAACUCUAUGAAUCAGAGGCAGCAUUCAAGCCCGAAGUCAAUGGCGAGCUAGAUACGCAGAACUUUAUGAAAUUCGAUGAAGUAUGUGUCCUAUUCUUAAUUCCUUCUGUUCAAGGUGCCUGAACCAUUUAUAGAUUUGAUCCAUUUCAUUUCCCAAUGCGUCACAUUUGACUUUCUAUUCGCAAUUAUAUUACGUUUAAAUUAUCAUUUGAGAGCAUCUUAAAUGGAAGGCGGCAAUAAACAUGCUAUGAUAGGAAGCUUGGUCUUUAACUGUUCUGAUUAUUAGAUUUAUUUUUCAGCAUAUUUUUUUUUUCACAAUGGUAGAAUAUUUUAGCCUGCCCUGUCAGUCUUUAAACACAUUCAAAAACCAAUAGUCAAACAUGAUACCAUUUACAUUUCUACCUCAAUCUUAGUAAAAAAAUGAGCGAAAUCUACCCAUCAUGUAAUCAUAGAUUGUUUUAUUAUUAUUUAUGCUGUAGAACUGGUCUUCAUGUUCUAUGUGGAUUUGCAAUAUUUUUAAUUCGAUGAUUUAUUUUAUAAUCAUGGCUUGCUCAAUGCACACUUUUUUCAACAGACCACUAUAUUAGGUCAAACAUUUGAUAUAAGUAGUUCGACCAUGAAGAGCGUAUUUGCUAUAUAUGCUAAUGUGAAAAAUAAUAUGCAUCGUUGACUGAAUCAUUUCUCCGUGUCGUGCCUCAGCUGAAUCCCCCUACGCCUGCACGAAACGGAUCCGGGCCCUCGCGGAAGGUAAGACUCUACUGAUAUUACUAAUUAUAGAUGGGCAUCAUCUGGACAGGCCUCAUCUUCUACCAGAUAUUCCAUUUGUUAACAUAAUUUUGCUUGACCGUUGACCUCGAAAUCAUUCAUGGAAUCUUGACCGGAUUCUCGUCUGCAGUCAAUGCUGACCCCCAAGGACCUGAGCUUUGUCGGGUAUACAUAUAAGAACUUUGAUGCUGUCAAAGCAUUGCACCCAUCAUUUGGUAAGAAAACUCUCUCUCUAGAAGUCCCCCAAACGCUGUCAGAUAUCGAUUUCUUUGCUAGUUUUUGAUGGCGGUUUGGAUCUCCUAAUUGCCUGAUUUGGUCCCCUUCAUCUUUGUUCUUUUCAUAGAUCCGAAGAGGACUUCCUCGCCAAGGCGGCCUUCCAUCGGCUCGAUCUUCGGUAGCCUGAAUGCUGCAUCUCUCUCUCUCUCUCUCUCUCUCUCUCUCUCUUAUUCUCCCUCUAUUUCUGAAGUAGUUGCUCAUUAAUGGCCAGGUGAAACAGCUGGAGAAGCCUGUGGCAGGCCACUGAGGGAGGAAAGAGAAGUGGACAUGGCACCAUCCACCACCGACGAUGCCAUGUCGCCAUAGGUGGCGGUGGGGCCGCGCCCAUAGCAUACAGAAUGCAUUGGAUUGGCGAGAUAGAGGUUGGGUCCUGCGAUGUGGGUGGCUGUUGGGAGGAGGACCCUGCAUGUUUUUAUCCAGGUUGCCCCCCCGCCCCUCCUCAAUGCGUCAUCGCCUCUAG
Messenger RNA from Spirodela intermedia, 6985 nucleotides. NCBI's taxonomy places the organism in Eukaryota, Viridiplantae, Streptophyta, Magnoliopsida, Alismatales, Araceae. The record is from the annotation of a GenBank genome assembly.